AUGGAAUCUCACCGCCACGUCCAGGUCCGGGAACUCGAUCUCAGUGCUUGCCACCCUUCCUCGAUAGUCGACAAAAUUAAUUCAGUACCGGCCUUGAAAACAAGUACUGCAUUCUUUACUUUUCUACGCGCCAACCUUGCUCUCAACCACUCGGCUCUCUCGUCCCAAACUAACACGCCGCUCCUCGAGCCCACCAUCACUUAUGUCCCCUCUUCGCCCUCGCCGCUAGGCGCAAACACGCCUCUCGUGCCACUCGACGACAUCCCCCCUCUCUCCCUCGAAAUCCUCACGAAUGAAGACGAAAAGACCGACGCCCUCCAGCUUGUGGCCGAAUCGGUCGUGGAACAGCGCAAAGAAGCAGUAAUAGGCCUCGGCACCCACCCUCUCUGCUUAAGCGGCCUCGUGACUUCCAUGGGCCUCGCCUUCCACUAUUCCUACGGCGCAAGGGGAAGAGAUCUCGCUGUACCCUUCUUAAUGUGUGCCCUCCUGAUGGCGACCUAUCUUGCUGCCGUUUAUUACCUUACGGCGGGGUACAUCCGCGUCGCCCAAGAUGUCAUCCCUUCGUGGGUAGCCUCGGGGGAUUGUAGGCGAGACAUUGUCCUUGCAGCACACGAGGGAAAUAAAAUCAUCGGGGCUCUCGUGCUGAGGCUAGAGCCUAGUUUUACCUCACUUAGUAGGCGCAAGGGUCGACACCCUAGCCUGAGAGGGGGAAGAUGCGUAAUCAAGGCCUGGACGACGGCAAAGCCGCACCGAGGCGAAGGGGUGGGAAUGAGCCUGUUGAGGAGGGCUGUCAAGUUGACGAGGGAGAAGUGCGGCAAGGAUGCCGCUGUGGGAUUCGCGAAAGAACACGCAAACAGCACCAUGAUCCUCCCCGAGAUGUUUAAUGGCUCGUUCAGGAAGCGCGAGAGGAGGGCGACGCAAGCGUUGGACGACGUAUUGGCGGAUCUCGACAGUAGCAGGAAAAAGAGAUGA
Scedosporium apiospermum is the source of this 972-nucleotide messenger RNA. RefSeq lists its product as uncharacterized. Lineage: Eukaryota; Fungi; Ascomycota; Sordariomycetes; Microascales; Microascaceae. The transcript has 2 exons. The record is from RefSeq and is a predicted model, not a curated record. Bases 1 to 972 code for a protein of 323 amino acids. Gene Ontology annotation, molecular function: acyltransferase activity, transferring groups other than amino-acyl groups.